Molecule: messenger RNA, 3447 nt
Organism: Microthlaspi erraticum
Lineage: Eukaryota; Viridiplantae; Streptophyta; Magnoliopsida; Brassicales; Brassicaceae
Source: the annotation of a GenBank genome assembly
AUGGCCGCAACGGUCAUUUUCUUCCUUCACUUCACUUUCUUCGCCGCCGUUUUCUCCCAACUCCCUCACACCUCCGCCGUUUUAUCGGAGAUUCAAGCACUCACUUCCUUCAAACUCGCUCUCCACGACCCUCUAGGCGCUCUCGAAGGCUGGAACCCAUCGUCACCCUCAGCUCCAUGCGACUGGCACGGCGUUUCCUGCUUCUCCGGCCGUGUCCGGGAGCUCCGUCUUCCCCGUCUCCGCCUCACCGGCCACCUCAGCCCACGACUCGGCGAGUUGACUCAGCUCCGUAAACUCAGUCUUCACACUAACGACAUAAACGGCGCCGUUCCGUCUUCUCUCUCUCGCUGUGUCUUCCUCAGGGCGCUCUAUCUCCACUACAACUCCUUCUCCGGCGUCUUCCCACCGGAGAUACUAAAUCUAAGGAAUCUCCAAGUCCUCAACGCAGCUCACAACUCACUCGCCGGAAACAUAUCAAGCGUUACAGUCUCCAAGAGCCUCCGCUACGUCGAUUUGUCUUCCAAUGCAUUAUCCGGAAAAAUCCCGGCGAAUUUCUCGGCGGAGUCUUCUCUCCAGCUCAUCAACCUCUCGUUCAACCGUUUCUCCGGCGAGAUCCCGGCUACUUUGGGGCAGCUACAAGAGCUAGAGUAUCUAUGGCUUGACUCAAACCAAUUACAAGGCACAAUACCAUCGGCAUUGGCUAACUGCUCCUCGCUUAUACACUUCAGCGCCGCCGGAAACUCCCUCACCGGCCUAAUUCCGGCGACUCUCGGGAAGAUCCCAAGUCUCCAGGUGAUUUCACUGUCGGGAAAUUCACUCGGCGGUACAAUCCCGGCGAGUCUUCUCUGUGGCUCGUCGGGUUACAAUUCCUCCAUGCGAAUCAUUCAAUUUGGAGUUAAUAACUUCACGGGAAUCGCUAAGCCGUCAAAUGCAGCCUGCGUGAACCCUAAUUUGGAGAUAUUUGACGUUCACGGGAACCGCAUUCACGGCGAUUUUCCCGCGUGGUUGACCGAUUUGACCUCGAUUUUGGUUUUGGAUAUAUCCGGGAACGUUUUCUCCGGUUAUUUCCCGGUUAAAUUCGGAAGUUUCGCUGCGCUUCAGGAGCUGAGAGCAGCGAACAAUUCUUUUUCUGGGGAAAUCCCGACGAGUAUCGGAAAAUGCAGGUCGUUGCGAGUUGUUGAUUUCGAAGGAAACAAGUUUUCGGGUCAGAUUCCGGGUUUUCUGGGUCAGUUGCGGAGCUUAACAGCGGUUUCUCUCGGAAGAAACGGGUUCUCGGGUCGGAUUCCGUCCGAUCUUCUCGGCUUAACCGGACUCGAAACUUUGAACCUCAACGCGAAUCAUCUCACCGGAGCUAUACCGUCGGAGAUAACGAAGCUAGCCAAUCUCACCAUACUCAAUCUCAGCUUCAACAAAUUUUCCGGAGAAAUUCCGGCCAAUGUGGGUGACCUGAAGAGGUUAACCGUUCUCAACCUAAGCGGAUGCCGGUUAACGGGUCGGAUCCCGGUUAGCGUCGGAGAAUUAAUGAAGCUUCGAGUCUUGGAUUUAAGUAAACAGAGGAUCUCCGGUCAGUUACCAGUAGAACUCUUUGGCUUGCCGGAUCUUCAGGUGGUUGCUCUCGGAAACAACUCUCUUGACGGCGACGUACCGGAAGGUUUCAGCAGCUUGGUUAGUCUCCGGUACUUAAACAUCAGCUCCAAUUUAUUCUCCGGACAUAUCCCUUCCAACUAUGGAUUUCUCAAGUCGUUGCAAGUGCUCUCAAUGUCUCACAAUCGGAUCUCCGGUUCGAUCCCGCCGGAGAUUGGGAAUUGCUCCGGUCUCGAGGCUCUUGAGCUCGGUUCGAACCGGUUAACAGGUCACAUCCCGGUCCAAUUCUCGAAGCUGUCUCGUUUGAAGAAGCUUGAUUUGAGUCGCAAUAAAUUAACCGGUGAAAUCCCGGAUCAGAUUGGUAAGGAUUCGUCUCUGGAGUCUCUAUUACUCAAUUCGAAUUCUCUAUCGGGUCGUAUACCGGAAUCGGUAUCAAGAUUGUCGAAUCUAACCGCGUUGGAUCUUUCCUCGAACCGGUUAAAUUCCACUAUACCGGCAAACCUCUCUCGCCUUCAUUCGCUUAGCUACUUCAACGUGUCAAGAAACAGAUUAGAAGGAGAGAUUCCAGAAGCUCUAGCUUCCCGUUUCGAUAACCCGUCCGUCUUCAUCGAUAACCGGGAUCUCUGCGGUAAACCGCUCGGUUUGGAGUGUAGAAACGUUAAGCGUAGAAGAAGGAGGAAGCUGAUUCUACUUAUAACACUAGCAGCGUCAGGAGCGUUGCUGCUGUUACUCUGUUGCUGCGGUUACGUGUUCAGUCUAUGGAAAUGGCGUCACAAGAUAAGGUCCGGCUUGAGUCGGGACAAGAAAGGGACACCGUCACGAACAUCCCGAGCUAGCUCCGGUGGGACAAGAGGAGGAGAAGACAACAACAACGGUGGUGGUGGUGGUCCAAAGCUUGUGAUGUUCAACAACAAGAUCAGUUUAUCCGAGACGUUAGAUGCAACGAGACAGUUCGACGAGGAAAACGUGUUGAGCAGAGGAAGGUACGGUUUGGUCUUCAAGGCGACGUUUAAAGACGGGAUGGUUCUGUCGGUUCGUAGACUCAUGGACGGCGCUUCGAUAACCGACGCGACGUUCCGUAGCCAAGCGGAGGCUUUAGGUAGAGUGAAGCACAAGAACGUAACGGUGCUGAGAGGUUAUUACUGUGGACCGCCCGAUUUGAGACUUCUUGUUUACGACUACAUGCCUAACGGAAACCUCUCGACGCUUUUGCAAGAAGCGUCUCACCAAGACGGACACGUGUUGAACUGGCCGAUGCGUCAUCUCAUCGCGUUAGGGAUCGCGAGAGGACUCUCUUUCUUGCAUUCUUUGUCGAUCGUUCACGGGGAUUUGAAACCGCAGAAUGUUCUGUUUGAUGCUGAUUUCGAAGCGCAUUUGUCGGAGUUCGGGCUGGAUAGACUGACGGCGUUGACUCCGGCGGAGGAACCGUCGACUUCGUCGACUCCGGUCGGGUCUUUAGGGUAUAUUGCACCGGAAGCGGGUUUAACGGGGCAGGCGAGUAAAGAGAGCGAUGUGUAUAGCUUUGGGAUCGUGUUGCUAGAGAUCUUGACGGGGAAAAAAGCGGUCAUGUUUACGGAGGAUGAAGAUAUAGUGAAAUGGGUUAAGAGACAGUUGCAAAAGGGACAGAUCGUUGAGCUGCUUGAACCGGGUUUGUUGGAGCUUGACCCGGAAAGUUCGGAGUGGGAAGAGUUUUUGUUGGGGGUUAAAGUUGGGUUGUUGUGUACCGGAGGUGACGUCGUUGAUCGGCCGUCUAUGGCUGAUGUUGUGUUUAUGCUUGAAGGGUGUAGAGUCGGUCAGGCGAUUUCCUUGUCCGCCGAUCCUACUUCGCCUACUUCUCCGGCCACCGCCGCCACAGCUACUUGA